UGGAAAGUUUCACUUGCAGUCUCUUCAUAACCACACACCCUCCUACUUUAACCCCACUGACACCUUGUCACUCCUCCUAUCCAUUUUGAACCCUGAUGCCCCCCCAGACUCUGUGUUAGUCUUCAUCAUCAUUGUCAUCACCUCCCGAGGAACAUCUGGUCAUCAUGAAGGCCGAACACGUCUUCCUGCUCUGCAUCCUGGGAGCCGCUCUGCUGUCCACUGUCCUCUGCAUCAAUGGAAUUGGACCCGACGACUGCUGCUUCAAAUUCUAUUCACGAAAGAUGAGGAAAACUGCCAUCCGCUCGUACUACUUCACUGAUUACCGCUGUCCCAAGGCUGCAGUCAUUUUGGUCACAGAACAGAAGGGUCGUCACAUCUGCGUGGAUCCAAGUCUCCUGUGGGUUGAAAACAUGAUGAGGCAUCUGGAUGAGAAGGACUUGAAGUGAACCUCUUGCUCAUCCUUUCAUCUUUCUUUGCUUUGUUUCAUCCAUCAUAAAAGCUGGAGAACAUUGGUGGCAUAUAUUUAGAUAUACUCAAAGCUUUUUGCUUCCAAGCAGAGUCAUUUCUCUGACUGUUUCAGUGGUUUUGUUAUCUUGACGGGUUAACCUCACUGGAAACCCGUUUUGAUUUUAUCUUGUUUUCUGAUGUUUUAUAAAGUGAUCUGCUGUACCUGUGGAUUUAAUCUAAAAUAAAAAAAAAUACAUUGA
Messenger RNA from Poecilia latipinna (sailfin molly), 707 nucleotides. RefSeq names its product C-C motif chemokine 13-like. The record is from RefSeq and is a predicted model, not a curated record. Lineage: Eukaryota; Metazoa; Chordata; Actinopteri; Cyprinodontiformes; Poeciliidae. Gene Ontology annotation, cellular component: extracellular region. Gene Ontology annotation, molecular function: chemokine activity. The coding region runs from base 165 to 446 and encodes 93 amino acids. The transcript is spliced from 3 exons. Gene Ontology annotation, biological process: immune response.